Molecule: messenger RNA, 6697 nt
Organism: Sander lucioperca (pikeperch)
Lineage: Eukaryota; Metazoa; Chordata; Actinopteri; Perciformes; Percidae
Gene: synj1
Product: synaptojanin 1
Exons: 34
Coding region: 307-5655 (1782 amino acids)
Biological process (GO): synaptic vesicle endocytosis; phosphatidylinositol dephosphorylation
Molecular function (GO): phosphatidylinositol-4,5-bisphosphate 5-phosphatase activity; nucleic acid binding
Source: RefSeq, a predicted model, not a curated record
GCGAGAACAUUUUGUGACUUCCUGUUGCAGGCUCUUUAUUGCAUAUUAACGUGUAUUUGAAAUACCUCCAAGGACCGUUAACUGGAUUUAGCUAAUACAUUGUUUUAUUUACGAACUCUAAAUGCUUCCGUUGUAUAAAAGCACAAGAUACCUUUACUAACGUUAGUAACGUUGAUGUAGGCGUUGGAAUGUACCAUUUUUGCCAACACGGAAGGAUUUUGUUGUGACAGCGGAGAAACCGAGAAACCCGGCGGGGGCACUAGACGGUCAUAACGUAACGUUAGGUUUUUUCAUCUUGGAUCAACAAUGGCAUUCAGCAAGGGAUAUCGCAUUUACCACAAGCUGGACCCACCCCCCUACAGUGUUAUAGUGGAAACUAGAACCAGGGAAGAAUGCCUCAUGUUUGAAUCGGGGGCUGUUGCUGUUUUAUCGGCGGCAGAAAAGGAGGCCAUUAAAAACACAUACGCCAAGAUUGUUGAUGCCUAUGGCAUCCUGGGCGUCCUCCGCCUUAACCUGGGUGACUCCAUGCUCCACAGUCUGGUGGUUGUGACAGGAUGCAGCUCUGUGGGGAAGGUGCAGGAUUCUGAGGUUUUUAGGGUCACACAGACAGAUUUUAUAUCGCUGAAGAAUGAUCCAGGAGACGAGGAUCGGAUCGCUGAAGUACGAAAGGUCCUGAACUCAGGACACUUCUACUUUGCGUGGUCUGCCACUGGAGUCAGCAUGGACUUGAGUCUCAAUGCACAUCGUAGGAUCCUAGAGGACACUACAGAUAACCGCUUCUUUUGGAACCAAUCCCUGCACCUGCACCUGAAACACUACGGAGUAAACUGUGAUGACUGGUUGUUGAGGCUGAUGUGUGGUGGUGUGGAGAUCAGGACCAUAUAUGCAGGGCACAAACAGGCAAAGGCUUGCACCUUCUCCCGCCUCAGCUCCGAGCGAGCCGGCACGCGCUUCAACGUCCGAGGUACAAAUGACGACGGACAGGUGGCCAACUUUGUGGAGACUGAACAGGUUAUUUUCCUGGACGACAAAGUCUCGUCCUUCAUACAGAUCCGUGGGUCCAUUCCUCUUUUCUGGGAACAGCCAGGAAUCCAGAAAAAGAGCAUUAAGGGUGUUUUGUUGCACCUGAAUGAGAAUCGGCACCCUAAAGGGACGGAUGACAACCCCCACCUGGUUGGCUCUCAUCGUGUCAAACUCUCCAGGGGAUUUGAGGCAAAUGCGCCAGCAUUCGAAAGACACUUCACAGCACUGCGGAGGUUGUAUGGUAAACAGGUGAUCAUCAAUCUGCUUGGGAGUAAGGAAGGAGAACAUAUGCUCAGCAAAGCUUUUCAGAGUCACCUAAAGGCAUCAGAGCAUGCAACAGCAGUAAAAAUGGUGAACUUUGACUACCAUCAAAAUGUGAAGGGAGGCAAGGCAGACAAACUCCACAGUGUCCUCAAACCCUACAUCAGCAAGUUCAUGGAAGACUGUGGAUUCUUCUACUACUCGGGAGAGACGGGCAUCGCAAGGACUCAGGGUGGGACCGUUAGAACUAACUGCCUGGACUGUCUGGAUAGAACCAACAGUGUUCAGGCCUUCUUUGCCCUUGAGAUGCUGCCAAAGCAGCUGGAGGAAAUGGGUCUGACGGAGAAGCCCCAGCUGGUGGCCAGGUUUCAGGAGGUUUUUAGGACCAUGUGGUCUGCCAAUGGAGACUCUGUCAGCAAGAUCUACGCGGGAACAGGUGCCCUGGAUGGCAAGGCCAAGGCGGGGAAGCUAAAAGAUGGCGCUCGUUCUGUGACAAGGACCAUCCAGAACAACUUCUUUGACAGUUCUAAGCAGGAGGCUAUAGACAUCCUGAGGCUGGGCUCAACACUCAACAGUGAUUUGGCGGACAAAGCUCGGGCUCUGCUCACCACUUCCAGUCUUUAUGUCACUGAGCCCGUCUUACAAUCAGCCUCCCCAAGAGUAUUGCUGGGAAUGUGUCAGAACUACCAUAAAUACACAAGGCCCAAGAAGAUCCGGGUGUGUGUCGGGACCUGGAAUGUCAACGGGGGUAAACAGUUUCGCAGCAUUGCUUACCGCAACCAGACACUCAACGACUGGCUGUUAGAUGCUCCAAAGAAGGCAGGGCAUCCUGAGUUCCAGGACAGCAAAGCCAACCCCAUAGAUAUAUUUGCCAUCGGUUUUGAGGAAAUGGUUGAACUGAAUGCUGGCAAUAUUGUCAGUGCGAGCACUACAAACCAGAAACUAUGGGCAGCUGAGCUCCAAAAAAACAUAUCGCGGGACCACAAGUAUGUGCUGCUUGCUUCAGAGCAGCUGGUCGGAGUUUGUCUGUUUGUUUUCAUCCGCCCACAGCACGCACCCUUCAUCAGGGAUGUUGCUGUAGAUACUGUAAAAACUGGUAUGGGUGGGGCUACAGGCAAUAAAGGAGGCGUGGCCAUUCGCCUGCUCUUCCACACCACCAGCAUCUGCUUCGUCUGCUCACACUUUGCUGCUGGCCAGUCACAGGUCAAGGAGAGGAACGACGACUACAAUGAGAUCACGCGCAGACUCACUUUCCCCAUGGGUCGUCUGCUGUACUCGCAUGACUACGUUUUCUGGUGUGGAGACUUUAACUAUCGAAUCAGUCUGCCCAAUGAGGAAGUGAAAGAGCUAAUCAAACAGCAGAACUGGGAUGCCUUGACAGCUGGGGACCAGUUGUUGGACCAGAAGAAUGCUGGUUUGGUUUUCCGAGGUUUUAUCGAGGGGAAGAUAGAUUUUGCCCCCACCUAUAAGUAUGACCUCUUCUCAGAAGAUUAUGACACCAGUGAGAAGUGCCGCACACCAGCCUGGACUGACCGCAUACUCUGGAAGAGGAGGAAGUGGAACUUUAGCAAAACAGCUGAGGAGAUGAAUGUAGUAGGGGCAGCUUCUACUUCUAGGGACAAUGAGGACGAUCCAGACAACCCCUGGAGCCCUGGGACUCUGAAGUACUAUGGCAGGGCUGAGCUUAAGACCUCAGACCACAGGCCUGUGGUGUCGAUAAUAGAUGUGGACAUCCUGGAGGUCGACCCGGACGCGCGGCACCAGGUCUACAAAGACGUCAUUGCCCUGCAGGGGCCUCCAGACGGCACCAUCCUGGUGUCCCUCUGCUCUUCCGGCCCUGACGACUACUUUGACGAUGCGCUCAUAGACGAGCUGCUGGACAAGUUUGCUCAUUUUGGAGAGGUCAUCCUCAUCAGGUUUGUUGAGGAGAAGAUGUGGGUGACUUUCCUGGAAGGUUACUCUGCUCUUGCUGCUCUGUCUCUCAGCGCCUCCACUGUCCUUGGCAAGAUGUUGGACAUCCGUCUGAAGAGUCCAGGUUGGAUCAAGAAUCUAGAGGAUGAGAUGAGCGUGGAUAGGAUCUGUGGAAGCAUCCCCACCUCGGCCAGCUCCACCCUGCUGGCUGAGGACACGGACAUGGGCGAUGAUGAUUACGAUAUGGAAGGUGAUGUGGACGAGGAGGUGGAGGAGAUCCUUCCCCAGCACCUUCAGCCUGGAGCAGGCUCUGGCCCUGGAUCCUCCCCUCUCCCCUCCCCCCGCAGUAGUCCCUGUCCCUCCCCCACCCACGGAGAACCUACCGCCCCCAGCAGGCCUAGUCGUGGAGUACAACCCUCCCGACCAUCACAUGCAGAUUUAAGCCCAUCACCAUUGAGGAGAGAAAUUACAGGGCCUCCUGUUGACUUCCAGCCUGGUGCCCCCACGUCUCUAGAGCCCAAACGCCCGCCUCCCCCUCGUCCCCACGGCCCCCCAGCCAGACCAGCACCCCCUCAACGCCCACCACCCCCUACAGGAGGCAUGAGCCCUCUGCCAGUUAGAAAGGACUCUGGAGACUGUGGCGAAUGGCCCAGCCCACUGUUUGGUAGGAGAGGCAGUGAAGGUAACUGGCCUGGUAGGAGAGGCAGUGAAAGUAACUGGCCUGGUAGGAGAGGCAGUGAAGGACCAAAAAGCCCCGCUCUUCCUCAGCCAGAUGCUGCUGCAGCUCGAGGCCAGGUAGCAGUGGGAGCUCCUGGACCUGGAGGUGCUCCCAGACCGAAUAUCCCUGCUCGUGCUGGGGUAAUCAGUAUUCCCCCUCAGUCUCGCCCACCACCUCUCUCUCACCCUGGAGCACCCAGACCCAUCCCAGACGUGCAUCCUGGGGCCCCUCGGCCCAUCCCAGACACCCACCCUGGAGCCCCACGACCUGUGCCCGGUGGCCAGGCCAAACCGACUGACCUGCCUCUGGGUCCUCCUCCUUUAGAGCCCCCUGCAGCGAGACCCCAGGUUCCAUCACCCAUGCAGCCCCAAACAGCUUCCCCUUCAGUUCAAUCCCAACUCCCACCAGCAAUGCAGCCCCCCAUGCAGCCCAAACAAGCUGCCCCUUCAGUUCAGUCCCAACUCCCACCAGCAAUGCAGCCCCCCAUGCAGCCCCAACAAGCUGCCCCUUCAGUUCAGUCCCAACUCCCACCACCGAUGCAGCCCACAUUUCCAGCUCCACUCCAGCCACAGCAAGCUCCUAAAGCAGCGUCCCCUCCUGCCGCCACUGCUGCUACCCCCCCUGCUGGGCUUCCACAGGGUCUAGCCUCUCCUAAACCCCCACCACGCUCCCGCUCCUCUCACACUCUGCCACCUGAUGCUGCCAAGUCUGAGACAGCCCCAGCUGCGCAGAUGAAUGGCCUGAAUGGAAUCCAAAGAGAAGCACAAUGGAUGCCCGAACCCUUCGACACACUUGCUUCUGGUUUUGUCUCCUCUUCCUCAUUCUCCUGGCACACCACCCAGUCCCUGACCAGAGGCUCCUCUCUGCGUACUCCCCCCUCUGUUCCUGUGUCUACGAUGUCCUCCAACACUCUCCCUUCAUCCUUCUCCCUCCAGUCAUCUGCUCUGUCAGACCUGCAGGCACUUGAUUCAUCCUCCUCUUCCUCACUUUCCACCCCAUCACCGUUCACCUCCUCCCUGCUCCCGCCCCCUCCGGUCCCGUCUCGUAGCCGCUCGCAGGAGACACUGCGUGCUUCCCCUGGCCCCCUCCCGACUGACUUGCUUCCUGCCCGACCCAGCAGCACCAAUCCCUUCACAGGCCCACUGGCGCAUCAGCAGCACCGCUCACUCACCCCGGACUUCAGCGUCCAGCUUACCGCCCCGAAGCCAAACAUUCAGAGGAACAUGUCUGUUCCUACUCAACCACUCAUCCCCACCCCUGCUCCAGCAGUAGCCCCUACUGCUGCACCCACCUCCCAGCUACAAAGGACCAUGUCCCUGUUUGGUCCAUCAUCCACUUUUAAUCCUACACCUGCUCCUGUGCUCCCCCUCGCCCCAUCUCCUGUCCCCUUCUUGCCUUUGGCACCACCCUCCUCCAUUCUGCCUGCACUUCGUGGCCAGCCACCUCCUCCAGGAGCUAAACCGACCCAGCAUUGGGUCACUUUUGAUGAUGAUUUGGAUUUUCAACCUCCAACUAAAACACUACAAGCCCCCGUCUUCCCUUCCAGUUCCCUAUUGUCCCAGACUCAGACUCGGCCCUCCCACUCUGUGUUUGACUCAGAGCCCGACUGGUUAUCCUCGGCCCCUUCAGUGUUCCCAACUCUCCCUCCUCCCAUCCCAACUAGAACUGUAACCAGUAACCCAAAGCUCCCAGAGGGACCCAGUGACGACUUCUUCUUCCCCAGGGAGUCAACAGAAAGAUAGGAUCACUCUUAAUAUGUAAAGGGCAUAUCCAGAUAUGUAUAGAUAUAUGAUAAAUGUGUAUAUGUUUGUGUGUAUGUACAAAAGAGACAGUAUUUAAGAAGUAUAGACCAAUCCCCUUCUGAAUCGCAGAACAGGAUUUAUAUCUCGAGCAGUAACGUGAGAGGUGUAUGAGCCUAAACGUGUUCUUCUUUACCACAGGGAUGUCUGCUUGUUCUCUGAUAUUACCGUUUAUUUUAAUAUAUGAAUCGUUUUGAUGUUUAUUUUUAUUCAUGGCAGCAAACCUGUGCCUGUGUCUACAGUAUAGAGUUAUAUAUAGUACAUCUACACGCACAAAUAAUUUGUUUAAUCACCUGUGCAAUAUUCAGACAUUUUCUGUUUGGCUGUGCAGCAUUUGCCUGUGAGGUUCAGUGCUACCUUGGCAUUUGCUACAUUCGCUGACACACUGCAGUUCGUAUCCAUUAUUUUGACUAACCUGCACAUCAGAGCGUGAUUCUCAGAGUAGAGGGUAAUCUUCUACCUUCUCACUUUACAUGUAGCAGAAGGUUAUGCACUGCAGGUUUUACAUUUGCCCCCAAAAUAGUUUGUUGUAAGUUUUGUUCUGUUCUUUUGUGUCUGAGGGGACAAAUUUAAAAGUCAUAUUGUGCACUUGCUUUUAUCAUGAAUGUACUUAAUGUUGCACUGGGUUUUGUCAUCGCUUAAUGCUGACGUCACAGCGUGAAAAAGAACCGCACGAGUCAGCGUCAUAGUCAGUCAAACUGUGCACUGUUCUCUCUCUAUUCUGCCAUCAUUCUUGUCAGUGGUCUGUUACGAUUAGCUGAAUAUAUUUUGUAGCUCUACUGUAUAUCGAAACCUAUACAUAGUGAUUAUGUAUAAAUGUAUGUUUUCAACAUGGAAACUACUCGCUAAAUGUGCGUUUGUGAUGACCGUAUCAGUGGUUUGCACAAUGUUACUGAUAUGAACUGAAAGGCUGUAUUCUCUCUUGUUUGUAUUCUUGCUGAUAGAAAUGAGAGCCUGUGGACUGAACAGAUGACAUUUCCACCUC